This is a messenger RNA of Haliotis rubra (blacklip abalone), 4311 nucleotides long. RefSeq lists its product as uncharacterized. Gene Ontology annotation, molecular function: adenylate cyclase inhibiting G protein-coupled glutamate receptor activity. Gene Ontology annotation, biological process: G protein-coupled receptor signaling pathway. Lineage: Eukaryota; Metazoa; Mollusca; Gastropoda; Lepetellida; Haliotidae. Gene Ontology annotation, cellular component: membrane. The record is from RefSeq and is a predicted model, not a curated record.
GGGGACGGUACACAGCGGCCCUGUUUCCACGCAUGGCUGACUGUGUAUUUCACAACACAUAUGGCUCGAACAACGCACUUGGGACUGACAAGGACAGUCAAGUCGAAGCUGACAGUUUUCCAGUGAAUCCAGUGUGACAAUGAACGCCCUCGGGGCCCUGCUCUGUAUCUGGACUACAGGAUCUGUUGCCUCUUUCUCAACCAACGAGUACCUUCCGGGGGAUGUGAUACUAGCGGGGCUAUUUUCUAUACAAUCCCAUACUGAUGAAACGUGUGGUGCCGUGGUUCCAGAGUCUAUACAGGCAUAUGAAGCGGUCCGAUGGUUCAUCGGACAAUUGAACGACAGAAAUUAUACCAACGGUGUCAAAUUUGGUCUCCACGCUUUCAAGACAUGCGGAAUUCCAUCUAUGGCUGUUGCAACUACUCUAGAUAUUCUGCAGACUUACAAACAGAAACAGAUAUAUGGCGUAAUUGGGCCUGAAUUUAGUUCAGAAACCCAAGAAGUGUCUCGUCUGCUGAGUUCGCUCCCAGAGCGUGAUCGUCUGCUGCAGAUCAGCUUCUCCGCCACCGCAGCCAUCCUCGCUGACAAGAGUAUCUACAAAAACCUGUACCGGGUCAUAGAAACGGACGACGUACAAGUUAAUGUUAUGUUAAAACUCUUGCAACAACUGAAGUGGAACUAUAUAGCAAUCGUGUAUGAAGCUGACACUUACGGCGAAGAAGGGGCCAAUGCACUCAAAGCCAAGGCAGAAGAAAAUGGCAUAUGUGUACCGCAAUACGUUUCUAUUGCAACAGACGCCAGCAGUGACGAAUACAGGAUAAUAUUUGAGUCAAUUAAACGAAAACUGGAAGUAGAGUCCGAAUCACCAGUUCUCGGUCUGGUCUUUUGGCAAGCUGAGACUGCUAAAAUUAUGUUUGAGUUUCUCAACAUCAAACUCAGCAACUUCCAGAUGAUAGUUUCCGAGUCCAUUCGUGAAAGUGAGUCAUAUUUGAUGAAGUCCGACGGAAGCGUGUAUCCAUUAGCCAAGGGACUUCUCACCCCAAGUCCUCCAUACUAUGAUGUCGAGCUGUUCAAAUUACACUGGCAGUCGCUUCAUACCCAAGGUAAUGUUAUGCGAGAAUACAUACAAGAUGAUGAUUGGCUGUUAAAAUACAUGGAACAAGUAACCAAGUGUUCCCUGGCAAAUGAAACAAAUAUUCCACAAUCCUGUAUUCAACGGUCCACAGAUUCAGUACAAAAUGCCAAACUCUCCAUAUACACCAACUACGCACUGAUGGCCGCAGCCGCCUUUGCAAAGACAUACAAGACAUUAUAUGAGAAGAAAUGCCCUCGACAAACAGGUGUAUGUAAGGAGCUGGACGAUUAUAUCUCCAACAAGGCCAAGUUUAUUGAGGAAAUGGCUGCAGUAGAAGUCAACCCUGCAGUUGAAUUUUGGGAGCUGUCACCCUUUCAGUUGAAGUUUCGAUUCAGGAAUGGAGAGCUUACGUACACGGAAAGCGGAGACCACUUGACCUAUAUCGUGUACAACUACCAAAAAUGCAGCACUGGAUUUUGCAAUGUGAAGGUGGGUGAUUACGUGGCACAAGACCUGACCUUGUUGCCAGGUGUCAUCAAGUCCUACAACGACAAAGGAGAAGAAAGCUCGAACCCGGUUCAGGCCCAGUGUCAAGAAACCCGCCACUGUUCAAAAUGUCAAAAUCCAGGCAGUUAUGGAGAAGUGAUAUUCUUACCAGGAGACUUUUACGUCGUGGGUCUUGUACCAAUACAUGAUCAGGGAGCAGACCCAUUGCAUUGUGGUGAACUUAGAACAGCAGUCAGUGUGGACUUGGCUGAAGGUAUUGUCUUUGCUGUCAAUCGUGCCAAUGCAAAACGAGAUAGGUUUACUUCACUUCUUGGGAGCAAAACUAUUGGAUUGUUAUUGCUGGAUACCUGUAACACUCCCACGAUUGCAAGGGAAAGAGUGACACGUCUUCAUAGAGGUGUAUUAAGACUCACUGACAGCUUAAACAGUUCAAGUAUUGUUGAUAAAAUCAUCGGAUACAUUGGCCCACAUGGAAGUUCCGUAAGUGUUACUAUGUCCAUCUUAAUGACUGAAUUAAACAAACUGUUCAUUUCGUAUGCUUCCACAAGUUCAACUCUGAGCUCAAGAAGUUUGCAUCCUAAUUUUAUGAGAACGUGUUCUCCUGACCAUGAACAGGCUGAUGUAAUAAUGUACCUGGCCAAGGAGAUUGGAUCUACCUAUGUGCAAAUUAUACAUACGGAUGGGGAAUAUGGUACAGCAGGACUGGCAUCGUUAAUGGCUUCUGGGAAAAAAUACAAAAUCUGCGUUGCUAACACGAUUGCUGUCAAGCAAGGAACAAGUCAAGCUUUCUUCCGCGGUUAUGUGUCCGAGUUAAGAAGGUUCCCGCAUGCAAAGCUUGUUGUGAUAUUUGUCAGCUCCAACAUAGCACCACAGCUGAUGACGGCUCUGAGCGAGGAGAUGAACACUGGUGAGUUUGUGUUCAUUGGAGGUGAGAGUUGGGGCAAAAGAGGAAAAGUGAUAGAAGGUAACAAUAAGUUGCUUGGAAGUUUGUCUCUUGCUCAGGAGCUGCCCAAGAACCAAGCAUUUGAAGAAUACUUCAGUGGUGUUAACGUGUCGACUUCAAAGAACCCAUGGCUUGAGUCAUAUUUAGAAUUAACCUCAAACUGUUAUUUUCCAAUGAGCUACAACAAAUUGUAUAGAAGACCAUGUACCUCUGAAUUGUUGGCCCAAAACCGCAAGACCGACACUUGGGUACCUUUUGCUAUCAAUGGUGUGUAUUCCCUGAUUCUUGGAUUCAGUACAGCUUUAGAAGAAAAGUGCUACCGUACUUACACCAUGUGUCCCGAGUAUUCUACAGCAGAGUUGAUCGCCAACGUCAAAAACGUUCGCCUCGACAUCUAUAACGAUGGCGGGAAUAUUCGAGUCUUCGAUGACAAUGGCGAAGGGAGCGUUGGUUACAAAAUCUCACAGAUUGUGCGGGACGCUGAACUGGUGUAUAAGGAGGUCGGCUUAACAUCAGAAGAUGGGAUUCAGUUCUUCAAGACACGCCUCAGUUCUGAUGCUAAUUUUGCCUCCAACUGUCAGAAUGAUGUUGAAUGUGGAAGGUGCAACGCACAGUUCUCGGACACAACGAAUAUAAGUAGUGAAAGUGGUGACCGGUCUGCUGUGAUUGGUCUCGGUGUGUUCGUGGCACUGUUACUGGUCGUCAUCAUCGGUCUGCUUGUGGUAGGGGUAAUUUGCUGGAGGAAGAAAAGAAAACCUGACGUUAAGGAAGGUACUUACACAGAUGUCUACCUACACCCCGUAGGUGGACCGCAUUACGACAGUAUUUCAAGCAUUCAGCUCCGAGAUCCCCGACAUCUGCUUCAGAUAACACGAGUUUCAGUGAGGAGAGAGUCCCUCCCAGUAUCACAGAGAGCUAGCCGAUUUACACUUGAGCAGGGGCGGUAGGGUAGCCCAGUGGUUAAAUUGUUCGAUCGUCACGCCGAAGAUCCGUGUUCGAUUCUCCACAUGGGUACCAUGUGUGAAGCUCAUUUCUGGUGUCCCCCGCCAUGAUAUUGCUAGAAUAUAUCUAAAAGCGGCGAAAAACAACAGUCACUCACUACGCGUGAACAGUUUUCAGUUGAAGAUGGCCAGAUGGGAGUGUGUGGACACGCAGUGCCAACUUCCAUUGAUAAGGUGUCCACCUUGGACAAUGACAUGUCAUAUUGGUGACAUUUCUUUGAAGGAACUAGACCCGUUGACGCGGCAUGUGGAAGGACAGUGUGUAAUAAUCAGAAUGAGUCAGCUUGUGGACCUGCAAAUAUAUUGACACCUACCAGCGGAGCAUGAUCCAGCACCAUAGCGUAAUGAUAGUGAGAGGUAUAUUUGGCUUGUCAGUGCAGCCUUGUUCUCAUGUUAGUACUGUAGCAAGGAGGGCGGUGGGGUAGUCUAGUCGUUAAAGCGUUCGCUUGUCACGCCCAAGGCCCGGGUUCGAUUCCCCACAUGGGUACAAUAUGUGAAGCCCAUUUCUGGUGUCCCCGCUGUGAUAUUGCUGGAACAUUGCUACAAGCGGGGUAAAACUAAACUCUAUCUCUCACGUAUCUUGCAAGGUCACGUAUGUGCUAGAGGUCUAACGCACUUCUAUUGUAUAUUAGGUGUCUUCUUGAUUUCAGCAAACGUUACAAACAACUUCGUACGGCUGUAAUACUUCUGAAACAAAUAUAUACUCGUAGUCACUAUUGUACAAUCAACUGAAGAUCCGGGUUAGAAUUGAUCUUCAGUAACCCAUGCUUGUCGUAAGAGGCAAU